AGUAGUAUUUAUAAUCAAUUUGGACUUGUAAAUUUAAUAAUUUUAUUUGGUUUUUUCAUAUACUUUCCUAAUAAAUAUGUUGGUUUUGUAUUUCUUACUUAAAUACUCAUGUAUCUGCACAUGCACGUAUGAAUGUAUGUAAGUGUGUACGCAUCCCGAAAUUCAAAUCAUGAUUUUACUUCGAAGAUAUUGUCGCAAUAACCAGUGCAACAAUAUCCUUAAUUAGUGAUUGACUUGAAACUAAUGGGCUUACUCUAGCGGAGAUCAAAACGGAAGCCGUGUUUAUUACUGGCACGAAAACCCGAGAGACUGCUACAUUCAGCAUUUAGAAUAGGAGAAACCCCUGGCUGGAGUUCUGAAGUUUGUCGCUCUAUAUGGCGCUGAAGUAUGGAAAAAAAGGCACUCAAGAUAUAAUCUUACGAACGUGGCCUCUUUUCCACUUAUGCCAUAUGCGCACUCAGAGUAUGUUCCGCUUUUUGUACGAAGUCGGAAGAUGCUGCCCUUGUAAUCGCAGGCUUACACCCAAUAGACCUCUUAGCCAAAGAGAUUAAGAAGCCUGUACUGGCUUUACCAUCCAGAACCCUAAGAGAAAAUGCUCGAGAAGAGACGUUGAAGAGCUGGCAAAGACGGUGGGAAGUCAAUCGAAAUGGACGUUGGACGUCACCACCGAUUCCCAGCAUUGACACAUGGCUAAAAAGACCACACGGCGGGGUAGAUUUUUACUCAACCCAAAUGCUAACAGGGCAUGGAUGUUUCAAAGCAUAUUUGAAACGAUUCAAGCACGAAAAUUAUGAUAUAUGCGACAAUUCAGAAUAUAGAAUAUAUAGCAAAUCACACAACAACAAGAUUUUCAUUUAUGACCAAAACGCCAUACAUGAGAAUCAUCAAAUUCAACUUUCUCUGGUUGCAUGGUAUAUUAAUCGGAUAGGCAUUGCACAAUUUUAUCGAAACAUAGUUAAGAAUGAAGAACAAUUUAUAUUGGUUGGGAUUUUGAAUAGCAUCCCCCGAAUCUAAACACACUUUUAACCCCGAAUUCGGGGGAUGCUAUUCUAAAUUCUACCCUUUAUAUAUGUAAUUCGUAACCAAUAAUGUAAUAAUAAAAUUCAAACAAAUGAAAAAUAGAAUACAAAAAAAAUAUCUAUCGACUGGCAGGUAAGAACUUGACAUCUUUAAGGCUAUCGAUAGUUUUUAGGUGAUUGGAGGAAUAAUUUUUAAUUUGCAUUUCACCAUUUACUACUAAUUGUUUACGUUUUAAAAUAAUAUAAAAGUACGCUAAAAUGAAAAUGAAGCUUGUUGAUUCCGUAGUGAAAAGUUUCAAGGUGGCAAAAGUUUUCCGUGAAAAUACCGACAAAAUUAAUGCAAUAGAUUUUUCGCCCAAUGGAGAGCAUUUGAUUUCAUGCAGCGAGGAUGAUCAAAUUGUUAUAUACGAUUGUGAGAAAGGAAUACAGUCUCGAACAGUUAACUCAAAAAAAUAUGGCGUGGAUCUUAUACGGUUUACCCAUGCCAACAAUACUGCUAUUCAUAGUUCAACGAAAGUAGAUGACAACAUACGUUAUCUUAGCCUCCAUGACAAUAAAUAUUUGCGCUACUUCCCUGGGCAUACUAAGAAAGUAAUUUCACUGUGUAUUUCGCCGGUGGAAGACACCUUUCUUUCCGGAUCAUUAGAUAAAACAUUGCGAUUGUGGGAUUUGCGCUCACCUAACUGUCAAGGAUUAAUGAAUUUACCUGGCCGCCCCGUUGCGGCAUACGAUCCAGAGGGAUUAAUAUUUGCUGCUGGUGUCAAUUCUGAAAGCAUCAAAUUGUAUGACUUGCGAUCAUUCGAUAAAGGUCCUUUCGUAACUUUUAAAUUAUACCAAGAGAAAGAGUGUGACUGGACUGGUUUGAAAUUCUCAAGAGAUGGCAAGAUAAUACUUAUCAGUACAAAUGGAUCCAUUAUACGUUUAGUAGAUGCCUUUCAUGGCACGCCAUUGCAAACCUUUACUGGUUACCCCAACAACAAGGGCAUUCCCAUAGAAGCGAGUUUCAGUCCGGAUUCUCAGUUUAUUUUCUCUGGAAGUACAGAUGGACGAGUUCAUAUAUGGAAUGCGGAUACGGGAUGUAAAGUGUGUGUUUUAAAUGGAGACCACCCUGGACCAGUACAGUGCGUACAAUUUAACCCCAAAUACAUGAUGCUUGCAUCGGCAUGUACGAAUAUGGCUUUUUGGCUACCAACUGCCGAAGAUGACCAAUAAAAUAUAACCCAAAUAUAUAAAUUCUAUUAUACAUUACUAUUAUUCGAACUUAAGCUCUUAGUUUUAUUUACUACAAAUGACUGAAUGAAUAACAAUAAACGUUGAUUUAUAUUCAAGUA
Bactrocera oleae (olive fruit fly) is the source of this 2350-nucleotide messenger RNA. RefSeq names its product WD repeat domain 82 (gene Wdr82). NCBI's taxonomy places the organism in Eukaryota, Metazoa, Arthropoda, Insecta, Diptera, Tephritidae. Gene Ontology annotation, cellular component: Set1C/COMPASS complex. The record is from RefSeq and is a predicted model, not a curated record. Gene Ontology annotation, molecular function: chromatin binding; protein binding.